Messenger RNA from Ooceraea biroi (clonal raider ant), 3882 nucleotides. It is a transcript of the gene Nop17l, whose product is annotated as PIH1 domain-containing protein Nop17-like. Lineage: Eukaryota; Metazoa; Arthropoda; Insecta; Hymenoptera; Formicidae. The record is from RefSeq and is a predicted model, not a curated record. Gene Ontology annotation, biological process: axonemal dynein complex assembly. Gene Ontology annotation, cellular component: cytoplasm.
UGGCGCGGCGAACCACGUGCUGGGCGUUCUUCGCGAUCUUCCAGUAGCGACGGUCGCGACGGAUCUAUUUGUAAACACGUACGACGUAAGAUGGACGUGUACGAGACUCGCAAGAAAGACUGGGAGGAUUUGGAUGUGACGCGAGACGAGCUGAGGAACAUAACCGAGUGCCUGAAGAAGGAGGAGUUUCGCAAGUUGCUGAUCGAGUACGCGGAGGAGGUGACCGAUCCGGACAAUCGGAAGAUCUACGAGAAGGAGAUCACCCAGCUCGAGAAGGAGCGAGGAGUGGACGUGACGUUCGUUAACCCCGAGCCCGGUUACGUCAUAAAGACCAGCGUGAACGGCGACAGCAAGUGCUUCCUGAAUAUCAGCAAGAACGAGAUCGUCGCGCGACCCACCAGUCAGCCGUCCUACGAGCAAGGCCACCGUGGUCUGCAGUGGUCGAUUCCGUACACGCUGAUACCUCCUCGCGAUGACCUUGACAAGAAGAACGUGCGCUGCAUGGUGUUCGACGUGGUCUUCCACCCGGACACCAUCUACCUUGCGUCCAAGAACGCCCGAUUCCGCGAGAUCGUUAAUAACACAGCGAUGGACGGUGUGGAGAGUAAUUUCAAGGUGAAACUGGACAGAAAGAACCUCAAGUUUCCCAAGAUCAGUUUCAAGGGAGUGUCCUAUCCUACGGUGAUAAGGAAACCUUCAAAGGAGCCACCGAAGGAGCCAGUGGAUAUGGAGCCAGAAAUUUAUCAAAAAAUAAUGGCAAGUUACGACGAGAACCGGGAGAAGCAUUUUAAGAAGAAGGAAGAGAAACCGCAGCGUGCUGCACCAGCUACGACGUAUUACCAAAACAAACAAGAGAAGCCUAUGAGUGAAAACUACACCACACCCAAGUUCUUCAUAAAGCAUCAGUCCGACAUCGAGAUGGAGGAUUUUGUAUUGAGCAAUGAUGCAAAGAUGUAUGCCGCAGUUCCGAAGAAACUGGCGAUCACCAUAGACUUGCCGUUGUUGAAAAACGCCAGUGACGCAACGCUCGACGUACAGGAAAAAUCUCUUACUGUGAAAAGUGAAAAACCUGCCAAGUAUCUGCUGAAUCUACCACUGCCGUACCCUGUAGACGGGGAUAACGGAAACGCUAAGUUUGAUUCAAAAUACAAGAAAUUAAUUGUAACAUUGCCGGUUGUUCGACUACCAGUGCCAAUAACGGAGAACGGAAACAGAGCGGACAGCAAAAUUGAGUGCAAUCAGAACAGUCUUAUAGUGGAAGAAUCCAAAAAUGGGGAGAAUUUCUUCGAUAGCAAAAUCGAGUUAGUAAAAGAGUGCGAAAGGGUGUGCGAAAGUGAAAAUUCUGACAAAGCGAGUGAGGUAAUAAAUACAUGCGAAAACACUGCUUUACGGACUAGUGAUACGACAGCGGUUGUCGACGCAUUUAUGAAACCUAGUGUUAAGUAUAAUCUUCCCGCGUACGCUUGUAAUAUUUACAAUAAUCAGUUAGUCGUUACUAUAAACGUGAAAAACGUGAAUCCCAAUACGGUACGCCACAAAAUUCUAGAUAGUAACGUAGGGAUACAUAUCUUGCUGACAUCAUUAGGUGCCGGAUUCUUUCCGCAAUAUUAUUCGUUGUGUCUUAAAAUAGAAAACGGCUGUGUCGAACCGGAAACUCUGAUGAUUGAACCGUGGGAUAAUAAUGUCAUAUUUAGCAUCAUCGUGAAGGAUGUUGACAAUGUAAAGCAAUACUUUGUUGGAGUAGAUACAGAAUUUAUGGAAGCGAAAGAUCUUCCUACAACAGCAUUAUUUACGAGCAGGAUCAAAGAAUUAAUGGCGCUUCCAGCAGACGAGCCGCAGGUUGAAAGACAAAUCUCUGUGCAAUCGCAAGACGAUGGCGUCGUUAUAAAUAUUCGUUCAAAUCAGCAGGAUUCUGAUGACGAAGAGGACCAGCAAGAGGAAAAGCAAGUUACGAUAUUGCAACAAAGGCGCAUGGAGAAAGCUCGCUCGGUUUCAGAAAGCAGCGGUGACGAAUUGGCAAGCAGCAGUAGCAGCGCGAGGCACUCGAAGGGGAUACUGAAGUCGCAUCGCGCCCGUAACUUCUCGCGAUCGGUGUCCGAGUCGAGCGCCGAUGAAGCGAGCCUUCCUGCAUCGUGCACGGAUUAUCAUUACGAUUCCGUACACGACAUUAAUUCCGAAUCGGAUUGCUCCAGUUUGAAGAAAACGGUGCGAUUCAACGACGUGGUUUCGCGGCAGUUGUUCAGAUCCAACUCGAGCAUUCUUGGACAGCGCAAGAAGAACCAGCGCAAACUGCGAAACAAGAAACGGGCGCACGAACGCCGAAUGAGCGAGAGUGAAAAUUCCGAGACCGAGGAGCGGGACAAGUACAAGGCGCACUACAAACGUCUUACGAGCAACGAAGCUUCUGAAAGCGUGAAGCCUAUACUUGCUCGCGAUAAACAUUCGCAUCAGCAAAGAACCGCUAAUAUUGAGAUCGCAAAAUCUAAUACGAACGACAAGCAUCCUUCGCAUAAACGUAAAUCCAGCUUUGAGGAAAAACCUAUCGAAGACGUGCAGACCGAAACGUCGAGUAAAGACACGAAGGAUGGGGUUCAACUGGAAUUUAAGAAUGAUCUGAUAUUUGACCUCGAUAUGUAAAUUAAGAACGCAUAAUGUGAUUCGGCCCGUCGUUGCAAUUGUUUCAAUAUUACGAGUAUGAGACGUUAAAUUCACAUUUAAAGUUAGUUAUUUUAAGGUUUAGUGUUAGUUACAAACAUAAAGUGAGAAUAAUAAUUUUCUAGUGCGCUGUUAGCGUAGAGAUAGUAGUCGAGGGAUGAACUGAAAUUGUCUUUAACUGACCUAGAUUAGCGAUAAGCAUAGAGCAUGGAAAAUAAUUUAAAUUAAUAUAUUGGAAAAAUUGUUUAAUAUUGAGAAUUACAGUGAACUCGCGAGGAACGAUUAUACUAAUGUACAUCGAUUAUGGUGAUAAUAUCGUCGUGAUAAUAAGAUCGUGAUAUCAAAAUUGUUCUGAGAUUUGAAUCUCGUAAAAUUAUAUCUGGUAAAAUUAUAUCUGGUAAAAUUAUUGCGUUAAAUUACUGAAUCGCAAGCAAAAAGAGAUGUUUCCCUUUAUAUAUGCAUGUUGAAUAUUACUGCCAUACAAUAUAUGAGAUUUUUAUUCUCGGAUAAUACUUUAUUACAUCAUGAGCGAUACACUGAUAAAUUGCAAGUACUUUACAAUAGAAAUAUGCAUUUCUAAUUCAGAUCGUAUCGUGUGCAUUUACGCAAAAGUAUGUUCAGUGGGCGCGAUAUACGGUGCUUUCGUUAGACUUGCGUGUCACUAUACAGACGCAUUGCGACAAACUUGCCGAAAGAUAACAUGGAGACAAAAAUGAACGUUUCCCUUCAAGAAUUAAUAUUUCACAGAAUUUCCGAUGCGAAAUAUUCUAUUCCGUAUACUGUUCAAGUCUAAAUACUGUAUUCUCUUGGGAUAAGGAGAAUUUCAAAACUUGUUUUUAUUUAAAGAAGAUUUGUUAAAACAUGUCGCAGAAAUCAUGAUUCCUAUCAAAUAGGCUGGUUUUUCUGGCGAUGUUUACCGAUUUUGUAUCUUGUAAUCAAAUGUACAUAAUUAUUUCGAUCAGGUAAUCGAUGAAUACAUUUCUAUAUAUACAUAUAUAUAUAUAUAUAUAUAUAUAUAUAUAUAUUUAUGGCGAAAUGUUUUAUAUAUUAUGCGCUCUUGGCACGUUCCAUUCUUAUGUUGUAUACUGUGUUACGCUUAAGAAUUUUUACUGACGAGAGAGCAGUUCAUAUAUAUGUAUACAUAUAUAUGAGUAUGUUCACGUUGCAACAAUAUAUUCCUGUAGUAACAUAAUAUGAAACUGGAAUAAACGCAAAUGCAAACACUUG